CCGACGGGCGGUGCGCGAUCGGGUCACAGUUUUUCCCGUUUUGUUUUCCUCGCUCGGGUAUUUUUUUCUUUCGCGGGUUUUUGUUUUACCUUGUUUUGUGAUCGAUUUUCCUGCUCCAAUCUCGGGUUUCUUUUUAAUUGCAUCUCCCUACCAUGUGUUAGUUGCUUUUGGCGUACUUCCAUUCUCCUCUGUUGGCCGAAUCGUGUAGGUUGCAGCAGGUGCUCACGCACGGUACGCACGGCUCGAGAGAACGGUAGGUUCGCAUAUCUAACCAGUCAGUUGUACGAUCGUGAUGUUUAACGGCUCAAGCAGGGACUGCGAUCAAUUAGUAAAAUUCUCGGUAAAUCUUUUUCUCGUAUCAGGAUCGAUAGGGAACGAUUGAGUGUUUAAUUGUGUUUGUGUGGGAAUAUCGAACAGUGUCCACGGAGGAAUUCUUCAAUGAAAAGAAUUGCUGGCUUCGUAGUGACACCAUCAAUUGCAAUAAUCCGGUGACAGUAUCCCUAGAGCACUGGUGCGGAGUGUUCCCACAGCGGCCCGUGUGUUCGAAACUCGACGGAAAACAACUCGGAAAAAGCUGAGCCGAUGCGUCAGCUAGUGUGUUUUCGCUAUAAAUAAGUAUACGAUACGACAGUGCUGCAAAAAAAAAAAUAAAUGUGAGAAGCUGCAUGCAAAGCUAGGAAAAGAAGUAUAUAUUUAUUAAAUAGAGCGAGUAAAUCGGAAGUUCAUGCGAAAGGCAAAAACGUCCACACUGACGAUAGUCGAAUGUAAAGGUGAAGCUUACCGACUUGCACAGUGACAUCACGGUGUGAAGCAGCAUCAACGGCAAGCAGUAAAACAACACCAGCAAAGUGAGGUUAAUUUAGGAAAAACCAGACCGUGCACCGAUGGGACUGUGCCCCCCCAAAACGGAAAACAAGUGUAUGCGUGUAGCGCGAAAUUUAUGAAAACAAAAUAAACAUGGAGAGUGACACCAAAUCGGCUCCGGACACCGCAGAAGGCUUAAAGAACCGUCCUGUUGCUACAGUCCCUUCAACAUUUUCCCGCCUUUCCCAGUGACCUAAAAUCCAAUCCAACCGAUCAAACACUGCUCACAUCUCGCACGAUAUGGCUCCAACGCGCAAGAAGCGCUCCUUGGCCCAGUUGCUACUGUACGUGGCACCUGUUGUUGUGGUGUCUCUGCGCAGCCCUGGAGAGCCGGAAACGACCAUACUGGAAGAACAGCGGACGGGUAUCGUAGCGAAACUGACUGCCGCAUCGGUUGCCGUCGCUGCAGCUGCUUCCGAAAAGUCCACCACAGAUCAGAGCACCUUUGCCGGUAAUUUGGAAAGCGCGAUCAAGGAGAAGAUCGUUCCGAUACAGAAGAAACUUUCCCAGGAGGAGGAUGACGCUGCUGAGGAGGAAGAGAUAGAGGAGGAAGUCGAGGAAGAGGUUGAAGAAGAGGAGGAAGAAGAGGAGGACGAACAGGAGGAGGAGGUGUCUGUAGAAGAGGAGCAGAAGAAAACAGUUGAACCACAGCCUCCGGUAAGUAGGCAAUCGAAAGAAGCGCCUGUCAAGCAACUGGUGGAGGAAUCAACGCCAAGUACAGAGGAUGUCCAAAAAGAUGUUCGAGCUGUUGAAGAAACUGCAGUCACUGUCUCUACUAAAGAAACGCUAAAUCCCAAAGAACCUAAAGAAGAGACGAAAGAAAAUCCGCCCGUUGAAGAACCAGAGUUACCGAAGGUAUCGUCGCUGGAAGUGGCCGCUGUCGCAACGUCACUGAGUGACCAGGAAUCGACGCUCGAGUCGAAAGAGCAUGGCGAUAAGCCGAUGGUGCCACCGCAGACUUACCUCUGGGAAGAGGUUAAGAAGUCCAAGGAACAGGGAGGUUAUCCAUGGACACAUUUGUACAAAGGAGAGCCGGAGGAAGGUACGGAAGGAGCACAACCCCCAUCCGUUGAAUCACCUGCAUCGAACCGACGCCGUAAAGGGGAAGAGCAGUCCGUAGAAGAGGAAGAUCUUUUAGCGGAAAAGAAGGUUAAGGUACAGAAUGUGGAACAUCGCAAUGGUACAACCGGCGAUCACCCGAUGGACUUUGAUGAGGCGACCACUUCAAAUGGGCAUUGUGAAGAGCAACAGGGUGAUGAAGCUGCCGCUGGUCCAAGUGAACCGAAGCCACAGUCACCACGACGCAGCAGAAAGCGUGCGGCAUCACACGAACCGGAAACGGGUAGUCGCCAUUCGGUUAAGGAGGAGAUCAAACACUUCCUCGAUGAGCAUCCGGCUAUUCGUAGCUUUAGUAACAGUCUCACACGCCAGGGCAAGAAAACGCGCACCUUCGUUAGCCGAUCGCUGGAACGGGCCAAAUCGAUGGCUGAUCGUCAGAUAGAUCGUGCCCGGGUGCAGAUGAACACACUGCGCCGUAAGAAGGCUGCAUCGGAACCACGCGGAUUUCCGGAUCAAAAGAUUCUGAACCUGCGGGAAUCGCCACGGUUAAAUAAUCGCGAAAUUCCAGCCUAUGUUGUGCGUCAACCAAGUGACGAAGUGAUUGAGGUAGUGGACGAGGAUAAGAUUGUUAAGGUAACGGUGGAAACGGAAGCAUCCAAGAGUACCGUGGUUGUGCCGGAUGAAAUUAUAGAGCUACCGAAGGAUCAAGACAAUCGACCAACGGAAUCGGUGGAAGAACAAGUGAUGGUUGUGGAAGUAUCCGCUCCAACUAAACCUAUUACUCCAGUAGUUGAGGAUGAUCGGUACGAAAUAAUUGAACCACCAAAGUCAGAGACUGCUGCUAGUGUCGAACAACCAACACAAGUGGUUGAGCCUCCGAUCGUACCCGUGAAAGCUAAACCACCGCAAAAAGCACCUCGCAAGAAGAAGGAACAUCAUUACGAAGAUAUUGAAGAUUUCGAACCACAAUCGACGAAGGAUGCAGUACCGGAACCGGCAGUACCCAGUGUAGACCAAAAACUUCAACGCCAGGAACACAUCAAAGAAGAAGGGUUAGAUCCCAUCAUUGGAGAGAUGUUAGGCAAUGACAAGAUCAAGAUAUCACUUCAACUCCAGGACGAAAAGUUCGUAGAUGAUAUGUUCGGUCGAAGAAAACAUUUGGACGAGAUUCUGCAACAAUCUUCCGAAGACGAAAAGGAAAAGGAACCGGUGAAGCUAGCCAACAAAGGUCUGCUAGCUCCUAUAUCAUCGAUCGACUCAACGUCCUCAGAUGAGGAGGCUCGUCGCACGCAUCUCAGCACGCUGGCCGAAGAAAGUGAUACGGGCAGCAUCGAUGGAGGUACUCCGUGCAAGAAGCAGGACUCGCUCAAAGAUUCGGAAUUGCCACCGGUGGAAGAGUGUAGUAAAGAGUUGGAACUAACGCCUGCCGAAGAACAUCUGCUGAUGCAAGCGGAAAAGACGAAUGAAGACAGUUCGACCAAACAGGACGCAAGCCAACCGGCUGCAGAACCGGAACCAGUAGUAUCGGUGAUGGAAUCGGAACAAGCGAAGGUUGACUCUCGUUGGUCAAAAAUGAGUGAUCACGAGUACGAGCCCAUUGGAGAACCGGUCGAUGCCAGCAAACCAUCCACCAAGGAUGGAUUGUUGGCCGUAUCCAGCAAUGCACAGCAGCAACCGGACGGUCAGGACCGGAAGCUGUCCAACGCUUCGUUCCUUCGCGUUCCAGGCAACGAUGAGGGCGAUACGAUCAGCAUGGAAGAGCUCCAAAAGUCAAUUGAAGAUCGCUACUUCAAUCUUCCAACAGACGCUGCAGCCCCAGAAGGCGCAGAAGGAACGACGGCCGCAUCUGUCGCAUCGGAACCACAGAGCGAGAAGACAAGCAAAGUGAAGGCUGCUAUGACGAAGGCUCAAAACAGCGGUAAACAGGCGAUGGCUAAGGCACAGGAAAGUGGCAAACAGGCAAUGGCCCGUGCACAGGAAGGUGGCAAAACGUUACAGAAGAAGCUAAUACAGCAGACCGAUCGCUUCAAGACGAAGAUGUCCAACAUUAAGCUGAAGAAGGACAAAGAAGUGGCUCCACUAGCAAGUCCGGAGAUAGUAACCACACCCGAGUUGGAGAAGUUGGACUUCACGCUUGCCGUUCCCAAGGACGAGGAACAGUCCACUCAGGAGGCAGUUGCGGAUGAAUCUAUCGUUGCGGCAGAGGAAGCCACGGCUGCAACUGGAGAGGAUGAAACCACUGCGGCCAAGAGUGGUACGAAGUUUGGAAAGCUUAAGAAUAUACACAUGCCAAAGCUUCAGAAGCCUGACUUCAAGCGUCCGGAAUUUACGAAAAUCUCCAAACCGAAGAUGCCAAAGCUGAAGACACCCGAUAUGUCUAAAUUCAAGCGUCCUGAGAUGCCCAAGUUCCUUACCGAGAAGCCCGACUUUAGCAAGAUGAAGUCGGACUUUGCGAAGAUUAAGCUGGCGCGCAGUAAAUCCAUGAAGGAACCUUCUCCAUCCGGUGCGACCAGCGCUGCGUCACCCUCCGACGCUUCGAUGAUGGGCGAUUCCGUUACAUCUCCCACCAAAAUAAACUACACCGAUUUCAGUACGUAUCCACGCAUUUUCGAUAAAUUUAAGCGUCAAAAAUCGACUCCCAGUGGUCAGGCUAGCGUUCGUGCGGGUACACCACCACCGCUCGAGUUCACCAAAUCAGCAAAGACAACGCGUCCAAAGGGAACGUCUCUGGUAUCGCGUUGGACGUCAGAAAAGUCGGAAGAUACAGAAAGCAACCGCUUCUUGCAAUACACCGGCAGCGAGUUAGAUGAGCGGGAAACGUCCGUCGAGCGACGCAUGCGCCAGGAACUGGAACGGGCAGAAUUCGAAGGCCCGGAACUAGCGGUGACGGAGGAACAGAAGCAGCUCGAAGAAUAUGAUAAAGAGAACCGUGAAAUCCAUCUGCUCUCUGCAGCUCGCCACGAGGAGUUCCUCAAGCGCAAACCUCCGAUGGAGCGUCAGGAGUCCGAUCUUGCCUCGGAGGAGGAGAAACAAUUCUGGGCCAGUUCGCUUGGUCAAAAGAUUCGUCAGAAUAUCGACAUGAACAGCAACGAUCUGGAUUUCCUCGACGAAGAGGAACGCCUGAUGGUGGCCAAGGAAGAUGAAGCUAUUGAUCAGGAGGCACGCGAACAGGCCCGUUACUUGCUGGAGUUGAGCAAGCAACGCACCGAGAAGGAACUGGAACGUCGUUCGUCCACACCGUACACGAACCAAGAGUGUCAGUCUUCCGGCAGUUCCAGUGUGCGCCGACGUAAGGGUGUGCUGGAAGAGAUCGAUGACGAUGAGUUCUUCCUACGUCAGAAAGGCAUUUCAAAAGACAACAUCCAGAUGGGCGAGUAUAUCAGUUCCGCCAUCAAGGAGGGCUUGAGCCAACCAAAGAACGCACUGGCCGAUAUGGACCGUUAUGAUUACUACGAUGAAGAACUCGACCGGGAGCAGGAUGGUAUGCGAAGAUACUAUCAACCGAGCUUCGAAUCGGACGACGUCUCUAACCAGCAGAGUUCCUUCACGGACGAGUACCGUGGUGGUAAGGGUGGUGCUGACUUCUAUCGCACUUUCCCACCAGAUCGCCCGAAUCGUAAGCCGAAAAAGGCAGCAGAUCAAUCCGUCCCAGCAGAAGAUCAAGACUAUGGACUAGAGGACGAAGAAGAGGAAGAUCUAGGAUUCUUCGAUCGACAGCGUACCAAGUAUGGCAGUGAGCAACCGCAACUACUGCAAUCGGCAGCCGCACGUUACAUGGACGACGAAGACGACGCAUCAGCCAUGGGUGGUUCGCUGCCGCGGCAGGCCAUGUUGGCUGGUACGGUUGUUCCGCCAACUCCACCAACACGCCAUCGCAAGAAGCGCUUCCGUGAUGUGACACCAUCGGACGUAGGACCAUCAUCAUUCACUAACGGCGGAUUCGCCGUAGGAAAGUCCAUCUCCAAUAACUUCAUCUCCGGACCACCACCUCCCACGUCUACGAUGGCAUACCGUGCGGAAGUACCACUCGCUCGUGAGGAAAGCUUUGGUACGAUUCCUGCACCGACACCGCGUCGUUCCCGAUCGCGAUCUCAGAUUUCCAAGGCUCUCGAUGAUGAUGACCGUGUUUCACGUGGAGCUGAGUCUCUGAUUGGAGGAAUUAUCGAUCGAUCGCCAGUCCCAGGUAGGGACUCUUAUUCUUACGAAAUUUCCGAAACCAACGGAUAUGCCACUGUUCGCAAGGAAGCACCACCGCGUCCACCGGCACCAAUUCGACGUCGAAAGUCGACAAGAUCGCUCGAUGCACCACCACCACGGCAGUUCAAUACGCUACCCAACUACCAUCACUCAGUGUCGCCCGUCCGGCCACAGCGCAACUACAGCACCAUUAACCCGAACCGUCCACCACGCAGGAAGUCCGUCACUAGCUUGACCGGUGAGCAGCAACUGAAAUCCUCCAGUCUUAGCAAGGACGACGUGGCACAGUAUGAGGAUGUGAUCGCUCCGGCGCCGCCACUGGGACCUAAACCUCCCCUGCACUCGGGUGACAUUGCGAACAAGAUGAAAGAUCGUCCACUGCCACCUCCACCGCGUCCCACGCGUAAACCACGUCGCCCAGAUGGUAGCGAUCAUCACGAUCUGGAUGGAGGAGCCGAAAGGAUGGUAUUUUCCGUGCACGACACCUCCAUCGACGAGGUAGAAACGGCCACCCAAACCGAUCCAGUCUCGGAAGACUUUGGGCUGGACGCAGAAAUAGCGGCCGUAACGGAGCGAGCAGCUCGGGCACACGACGGUGAGCAGUUAGAAGGCGCACUUAACCGAUUCCGGGAAGGUAACGCAAAAGCACUAUCCGAGCGUCCAAAAUCAUCGCGCUCCGGUAGUCGUCCGGAGACACCGGCCUCAAUUCUGAUCGAGCGGAAGGUAUCGACACCUUCGCUAAACCAUGAAUCUAUUGUGGAGGCAUCACUGACCGUGCAACCGUUGGAGGAGUUUGAUGACGAUCAGUACAUCGCGGAACUGGUGAAGAAGUAUGUUUCGGAUGAGCGGAAACCGGAACCACGCAAGACGGACACAUUCGAGCGACGGUUCCGCAAGAGCACCAACAGCUUAACGCGCGAGGAUGAAAUUCGUCCCGCGGAAGUGAGCAACACACUCCGUACGCCAACGAUGCGCUCGUCACGCACCUCCGUAGAUGGACGACUAUCAGCCACCACUCCGGAGCCUUUGCGUAAUGUCGAGAUCGCACCCAACGUGAUCGAAGAGAUUGUGGAGCGACUGCGUACGACCGAACAGCAACACAUCGAUGAGCUGCACAAGCUUCACCAGGAACAGUUGGAAGGUUUGCGCCGCCAGCACGAAGAUCAAAAGCGUCUGCAGGAACAGAAGCUUGAAGAACAACAGCGCCAGUUGCUGGAGCAGCAGAACCAACAGCUGCUUCAAACACAGCAGCUCAAAGAGCAGAUAUUGCAACAGCAGGAGCACCAGAAGAUGUUGCUAGCACAGCAACAGAAUCAACAGCAGCAGUUGCUCGUAGCGCAACAACAGCAACAGCUGCUGAUGGAGCAGCAGGAAAAGGAGCGCGAGCUACAGCGUGAAAAAGAGCGCGAACUGCUGAAAGAGCGUGAGCAGGAGCUGGAACGCGCAAGGGAGCGCGAACGAGAGUUACAUCUAGCGCGGGAGCUGGAGCUGCAACGUGCACGUGAAGUAGAGCAGCAGCGUGCUCGUGAUCUUGAACAGCAAAGGAUACGCGAGAUGGAGAUACAGAGGGCACGGGAGCUCGAGCACCAACGACUACGCGAGCUCGAGAUCCAGCGUGCGAUUGAAGUAGAACAAGCCCGCCAAAGGGAGGUUGAGUUGCAACAGCAGAAGGCUGCAGUCGUACAGGCUGCUUCGAAAGAACUGAAAGAUUUACCACCAUCCAGCGAAGGAGCUACUCAGCAGGAAGAGGCCGCUAAAUUGGAUGAACUGUUGACAACUGCUCCUCAGAUAAAUGGCGCUCCGAUCACUUCCUCCGUGGAUGUAGUUGAUGGAGCCGCUGCUCUGCCAACACCGUCCACCGUGCUAACAGAUCAACCUCCGAUAAGACCACCUCUGCCUCCAAUGACGGCCCCAUUCGUCUACCAUCCGGAUUAUCUGUCCUACCAUGGUGUUCCACCAUCGUCGGCAGCUGCUGCUGCCUCUUACCUAAUGCGUGGCGCUCCCUCGGACGAGGAUCUUGGCAUGACACCGCUAGCACCGCAGCGCCGUCGCCGUCAUCAUCGCUCGAAACGUGAAUCCACCUCGGAGGAAGACUUCCAGCGGGAGCAGCGUCGUCACCGACACGGUACCCGAUCGCCCGAACCCUCCAUCCCGACACUCGGCGGACAGCUGGUGCGAGCGUGUGGUUCCUCCAUCCGGCAGACUGGUGACGAUCUGAUGGCAAUGUUGCGCGCUAGCAGCAAGGAUGAAAACAAGCGCGAUCUGCACAUUGCCAUCAUCAUACUGAUCGUGAUCGUGGCCGGAUUGAUGGCGCUCGGAAUGAGCGGUGAAAAGGCGGUUCAUCAUCAUCACUGGGACUACUUUAGCCCGCCGGGGCAUGGUAGCAGCACGUAGAGCUUUAAAGCGCCUUAACGUGUGUGUGUUUGUGGUUUUUUUAAUUACUGAUACGAAGAUUCCCUCACAGCGACUAAACUAAGGUAAACAGUUUAGUAAACACGACGCACGCAUACAACAUACAUACACACACGGUCAUGGUUUUUAACGAUUUUAUAGCAAAUAUGCUUCAUUUAGUGAAACAAUUACCGAGUUGUAAACAAAUAGGUGAAAAGAGAUAGCUUGUAAUACGGAUUGCAUACUUGCUCCUUAAGGUAUACAAUCCGCAGUACAAAACUAUCGCUUGAAGUCUAUGUGAGAUCAUCUCUUGAAAUCAUUUUGUGAGUCGGGGAUAUUUUGCACAAUUAAAUACUUGUUAAAAUGAUAUUGAAAAUGUCAUAACAAAAUCUUACUAUCAUGUAAAAUAGCACGAUCUUAGAUUUUUUUUUGCAUACGUGGAUUGCAAAUAUUAUCGCGAUCAGUUUGUUUACUAGAGUACGAAGCUUGGCCAACUUUACUUUCACUAUACUCAACUACAAGAAUGCUGCAUUUUACACACAAACACACUCAGUGACACAUUCGCUUUCAGCACACUUUUCAACAUGUUCUCACUUAGUGCACACACUGCAACAUUUGGUUAAGAAAUCACAACCUACUAGAUUCGUACGAUGGAGCUAGUAACAUUAGACACGCUUUCCUUUGAACUGUUAAAUAAUUGCUGCCAGACGCAGUCACAUGCGCAUAACUUUCUAACGUCUAUUUCUUCCAACGAGUUGUGAAGUUUUUUUUUUGCUAUACCGUUUGUUGCUUAUAAUUCUCCACUUUGUUACCCACUGUGUCCUUACUUUUGGAAGAAAAUACUAUUGCUAAUAAUGGUGAUAGCGUGCAUUAUUUACGUGUUUUAAUGAGCUAGUUCCUUUUGAUUGUUUUGUUGAAUAGUAACAGUCUAGUGGUUUGUUCCAGUACACUUUUGUCCUUUUUUUUUGUUCUUUACACUAUAAGUUACACGGCUAGUUUCUGUUUUCCGUUUUCAUUUUGUGUCGUUUCCAACGAAACACAUUCAACGGGUUUGGUUUAACCUGAACAGUUGUGUUUUGUAGAAUCAGGCGAGAGUUUGUGUCUAGUCAUAGUUUAGUGCUACUAUUAAUUUAUUGUUAAACACCUCAAAAAUGAACGUUGACAAUCCCAGCACACAAUUAUCCUCAUACACACAUACACACACCAACACACAAUAACUCAAACACACAGGACAUGUACACGCAUACAAGUGGGAAAAAUAAAAGAAAAUAAAAACGAAAUUCGAAUAAAUCAUGAAGGCAUGAUUUUACGUGAGUUGUACCCUGUUCGCGAAACGUUAUUAAAAAAAAGGCACGUGAGUUUAUCCACUCAUUUAAGUUCGUUCCCGUUAAGUAGUUGAAUAUUGCUUUGUUUUUGGUUUUUCAUUUAGUGUUUGUAACUGUUUUAAGUUUUGCCCAAUUGUUUCGUCAAUUAUCUGUUAGCGUGUACGAAAGAGAGGUAUGGAACAAUUCGAACACUCGCGAGUGGAUGUGUAAUUUUACAAGAAAAGAAAUAUAUAGUUGCAUUAUGGUUA
Molecule: messenger RNA, 10084 nt
Organism: Anopheles funestus (African malaria mosquito)
Lineage: Eukaryota; Metazoa; Arthropoda; Insecta; Diptera; Culicidae
Exons: 8
Coding region: 1105-8514 (2469 amino acids)
Source: RefSeq, a predicted model, not a curated record